This is a messenger RNA of Amphimedon queenslandica, 1584 nucleotides long. RefSeq names its product short/branched chain specific acyl-CoA dehydrogenase, mitochondrial-like. The transcript has 11 exons. The record is from RefSeq and is a predicted model, not a curated record. Gene Ontology annotation, molecular function: flavin adenine dinucleotide binding; acyl-CoA dehydrogenase activity. NCBI's taxonomy places the organism in Eukaryota, Metazoa, Porifera, Demospongiae, Haplosclerida, Niphatidae. The coding region runs from base 204 to 1406 and encodes 400 amino acids. Gene Ontology annotation, cellular component: mitochondrion.
UCAUAUACUAUUGUUAUUAUUUUAAAACUAAUAAUGCAAAUAACGACAUAAAAAAGUAAAUACGCCCACUAUUACACCCACUAUAUUUAAUAUAAACAAUACUACAGGUACAACCAAUCCACAGAGGCCUGACAUUAGUCUAGACAAUGAUUGGAGCACGGGAAUGAGCAAGCCCCACCCUAAUUGAGAUUGCUAGAGCUAGUAUGGGCCUCUGUAGACGCUCCUCAUCUUUAUUAUUAGCAAGAUCCUACAGCCAGCCGCUCACUGUCCUUUCGGAGGAGGAACAAAUGAUGAAGGACACUGUUGCAAGAUUUGCAAAUGAGAGAGUUAAGCCACUCGUACAAGAAAUGGACAGAGAGUCGGAAAUGAGCAAGGACAUAAUACGGGGCAUGUUUGAACAAGGGUUCAUGUCUAUAGAGAUAGGGACUCAGCAUGGCGGCACUGGCUCUACGUUCUUUUCUUCAAUACUAGCAAUAGAGGAGCUGGCUAAGGUUGACCCAUCAGUCAGUGUGGUCUGUGAUGUUCAGAAUACACUAGUCAAUGCUUACUUUAAUGAUUAUGCUGGCCAAGAGCUGAAAGAGAAAUAUCUACCAAGACUAUCGACUGAUUUGUUGGGAUCGUUUUGUCUGUCAGAGUCAUCCUCAGGUAGCGAUGCUUUUGCAAUGAAGUGUUCAGCAAAGGACAACGGAGACCACUGGGUUCUGAAUGGGGAGAAACUCUGGAUCACUAACGCUGAGCAUGCUGGAGUAUUUAUUGUCCAUGCUAAUUGUGAUUUCUCUAAGAAACACAGAGGGAUAUCAGCUUUUGUUGUUGAUAAAGGCACUCCGGGUCUAUCCCUUGGGAAAAAAGAGGACAAGCUUGGAAUCAGGGCUUCAUCAACGUGUCCAGUGAUACUAGAGAAUGUGUGUAUACCUAAGAGCCAAUUGUUAGGUGAGUAUGGUAAAGGAUAUAAGUAUGCCAUUGAAGUACUUAACACUGGACGAAUUGGCAUUGGAGCACAGAUGUUAGGGCUAGCUGAAGGGGCUCUAAAUGCUACCAUACCUUACCUGAUGGAGAGAAAGCAGUUUGGAACAGAAAUCGGCUCAUUCCAGGCUAUGAGACAUUUAAAGGCUCAAUUGGCAACAGAGAUAGAAGCUUGCAGACUCUUAGUCUACAAUGCAGCUAGAAUGAGAGACAAUGGCGUACCAUUUGUUAAAGAAGCUGCAAUGGCCAAGUACUACUCGUCUGAGGUUGCUUGCAAGGUAGCUGGUCGUUGUGUUGAAAUGACGGGUGGAGUUGGUUUCGUUAAAGACUACCCAUUGGAGAAAUUCUAUCGUGAUUCUAAGAUAGGUCAAAUUUAUGAAGGAACCAGUUUUAUUCAAUUGAAUACGAUAUCAGACUGCAUUGAUAAAGAAUAUUCAUCUUAAUUAAUUUUAUUAUUAAUAAUAAUUAUUAUUAUUUUACAUGUACAUCCAUUUUGAUUGCAUAAUAUUAUAUUUUAUGUCUUGUAUAUUAUAAUGUGUAUGUUAUAUGUUAUUAUUAUUAUUAUCAUUAUUGUUAUUAUUAUUAUUAUUAUUGUCAGUAAUCAUGAUUCUGUUAGUUGAA